UUUCGUCCCUCUCGUUCUCGGUGUUGUUGUUCUCGGUGACGCGACGGAGGUGUAGCCUGACGCGGUCUCUUACGUGUCGGCCUGAAUAAAAGUGGAGCUCCGAGGGCCCGGGAGUGACCGAGGGAGUCUGUUUCGCUAAGUCGAUGACCAUGGAGUCGGGAGCAGAGGUUCAUCAGGGAGGAGACACGGUAGUGUCAGAGACAGACAGCCAACAGAUCUCCCAGGCACAGAUAGCAACCCUGGCACAGCAGGAUUAUGUUUAUGCUUUGCAGGUUUCCAUGGCAGCAGGUCACGCCACAUCCAGCGGUCCUACAGUCACCCUGGUGCAGCUGCCCAAUGGCCAGACGGUCCAGGUUCACGGCGUCAUCCAGGCCGCUCAGCCCUCUGUCAUACAGUCACCACAGGUCCAGACUGUUCAGAUCUCCACCCUAGCAGAGAGUGAAGACUCUCAGGAGUCAGUGGACAGUGUGACUGACUCUCAGAAACGCAGAGAGAUCCUCUCACGACGCCCCUCAUAUAGGAAGAUCCUGAAUGACCUGUCAUCAGGUGACACCCCAGGGGUUCCCAGGAUCGAGGAAGAGAAGUCGGAGGAGGACACAGCGCCCGCCAUCACCACGGUUACCAUGCCCACAUCAUGCCCCAUCUACCAGACCAGCAGUGGCCAGUACAUCGCCAUCACCCAGGGCGGGGCAAUCCAGCUGGCCAAUAACGGAACAGACGGGAUCCAGGGACUGCAGACCCUGACUAUGACCAACGCUGCGGCCGCCCAGCAGGGCACCACCAUCCUGCAGUACGCUCAGACCUCGGACGGCCAGCAGAUCCUGGUGCCAAGCAACCAGGUGGUAGUGCAAGCUGCGUCAGGAGAUGUGCAGGCCUACCAGAUCCGCACGGCCCCCACUAGCACCAUCGCCCCUGGGGUGGUCAUGGCCUCCUCCCCUGCCCUGUCUGGCCAGGGGGGCCCAGAGGUAGAAGUUACCCGCAAGAGAGAGGUCAGACUCAUGAAGAACAGAGAGGCGGCCCGCGAGUGUCGCAGGAAGAAGAAGGAGUAUGUCAAGUGUCUUGAGAACCGCGUGGCCGUGCUGGAAAACCAGAACAAAACCCUCAUAGAGGAACUGAAAGCACUUAAAGACCUGUACUGCCAUAAAUCUGAGUAGCUUCAAAAUAACCCAUCCAACCCAACUGUCACUCCCUAUUCAGCGGGCAUCAGACUGCCCACUGAACUGUACAGAGACUCUGCCAAGCAUUGGCCUACGGGCAUGACCCAUGACAUCUGAAGCAAGAGGAUGUGAGAGAGAAGACAGAAUGAAAAUGGAUUGAUGGACGGGAGAUCAGUGAUGGACAGUGCUUUGUGGGAAUUGUAGUAAACAUGACCACUUUGGCCCAUACGUCCCCAAAUCUCCCAUCCACCAAUCCAUUUUCACCCUGUCUUCUCUCUCACAUCCUCUUGCUUCCACUCCUUCUUCUCCCGCUCACUUGUUAUCCACCUUUUCAUCUUUCUUUGCCUCUCCCAACUUCUCUCAAUAUUAUCCCACCGCGGAACUGAAAGGAUGAGGAUUCAUUCGUCAGUUGUGGUUCCAGGGAUAACGUGGUGAAACAUAACACUAACUCUUUUACACUAUUCAAGCUUCUUGUUUGGGGUUUGAAUACUGGGAAGAGAAGUCACAGACUUCUGACAUAGUCAUUUGUUAUUAACCCAAAGCCUCGUAUGUCUUCACUAACAAUGGUUAGCCAAUCAAACCAUAGGGUUAGUGUCUGAAUGUCCAAUCAGCUCAAGAGGAAGUCAAGACAAGGAAGUCAAGGUAGCCUCCAGAACCCUGGCAUUGGAGUCCAGUUAAGACAUUGUAGAUUUCCCUGGGCCCGGUUUCCCAAAAGCAUCUUAAGGCUAAGUUCAUCGUUAGAACCUUUGUAGGAGCCUCAUUAAAUCUGGUUAUUAACAUUGCACUUGAAAGCGCUCGUAAUCUAACGCAUGCUUCAGACCACUCGUAGAACAGCAGUGCGUCGUCAGAUGCUUUUUUUGCCCUCUGUUAUGUACAGAAGAUCUUCGCUAAACAUCACAUUGUUUGUCCGUCUCUCUGUGUCCGAUGAUAACUUCAGAACGAUGUUGACUACAAAUGCAAAGGUGCCAAUGUCUUUGGAAUUGAUACAAACAAGCAACGUAUAAAAAUAUGCUUCAAAUGAAAACCGAGAUGACUGCAUUAAAAUAUAAACAGUAGGAUGUAGGCCUAUUUCAGUCCUAUUGAAAUACAUACCAUGUUCAAUCAAUUGAGUUCUAUUUUGCUACUUUUAGGCUACUGUUUGUAAUUUGUCUCAAUACAUUUCAUGAUGUGUAGCCUAACGUGCUUAAUGAUGUGCCAAAUCUUUGAUUUAGUGGGUAAGCAUUAGACUAAGGCGCCUCAAUAUUUGCAUCCAUGGGUGGUAAUAUCCAUAGCCGCGGGAAGUAAGGGUGCUGAGGGUGCUGCAUCACCCUCUCAUAAAUCACAAUAAACCAAAUUAGUGCACUAGGCCUUUGAAUAAACCAAAUUGGUGCACUAGGCCUUUAUUACCCCUGUAUGAGCGGGGAAAAAUAC
Messenger RNA from Oncorhynchus gorbuscha (pink salmon), 2567 nucleotides. It is a transcript of the gene creb1b, whose product is annotated as cAMP responsive element binding protein 1b. Gene Ontology annotation, cellular component: nucleus; ATF4-CREB1 transcription factor complex. The record is from RefSeq and is a predicted model, not a curated record. The transcript is spliced from 8 exons. The coding region runs from base 144 to 1154 and encodes 336 amino acids. Gene Ontology annotation, molecular function: DNA-binding transcription factor activity, RNA polymerase II-specific; cAMP response element binding; protein binding. Lineage: Eukaryota; Metazoa; Chordata; Actinopteri; Salmoniformes; Salmonidae. Gene Ontology annotation, biological process: regulation of transcription by RNA polymerase II.